AUGCAGUUGUCCACCAUCCCCAAUCAGAAAUCAUCAGAAAUCACAGUGCUCGCUAGAAGGUUUACACGUCUUUAUUCGAACCGGCCACAUCCAGAAGAGGUCGAGGAUGAAAAUCAAGAUGAAGACCUUGAGGAUCUUGAAGUCGACAAAGUCGAUGAAGUCGAAAAUGGAAAAACGUCCGAAGUCCUGAAAGAGCUCCUUGCGUCGACUUGCGCAGUUGUCCGAAAUGCGCAUUUGGACCCAUCUAAUCGCGACCUCGACACUAUUGACAAGCAGGCUGAUGAAUUGCUCCAAGGGAUGAUCGAGUGCGCCUAUGGCACGCACGAGUCGAUCAACUUUUUGCCUUCUUUUGCGCAUGAUGGCUUUGGGAACAGUCUUAUUGAAGAUCUCGAGACGAAGGGGGUGGGUGCCUCGUCCCCAGAGACGGUGCGUGAAUUCAUUGAAAUCAUGACCUGCUACACGGGGCGGCCACUUAAUGCUGAGGCUGCCGCAUUUCCCGGUGUAACCAGAGAACCCUAUGCUCAAACUCCCAAACCGCAUGACAAGACUUCCCCAAUUGCACGUUUUAGACAGGACGUGCCUAGCUCAAUUGUAACUGAGGCUACACUAACCGCUCAAGCGAUAUAUCAAGGCCGCUGCUCGGCCAUGAGCAGCAACACUUGUUCUCCUAUUGGUCUCUCACUUUCCCACAACUCUACAUGCAUGACCCUUUCUGCUGCAGGGGGCUGGAAAAACCGCUGUCAUGUUCUCUCGUACUAUGUCUUUGACAACAAUUUGGACGACUUCCCUUAUGAAGUCGAUAUCGAAACAGGCCUGGCGGACAUGGGGGGUCCUCUUGCGCUUAUCGACAAUAGGAACAAAAUUCUAUGCGGCGGCAGAGGUGAAGUUGAAGUUUGGGACGUUGACUCGCUUCCCGAUCAUGGCCCUAAAGGCAAGAAGCGCGUGGGCAAGGGCAAGAUCUCCAUCAAUGAUUUCUGGCAUGACGAGCCAGAGGAUAUUGAACGGUUGACAGGCACCGAUGCGACCUUGACUAUCAAAUUUACAGACCCGACACUGGACCCCUUGCGCUGGCAGAGGCUGUCGGAUGCUAAAAUAUUGUGCACGCAGAGAAGGGGCUUUUUGUGCUACACUAUCGAUCUGCAAACUGGCGGGAAGGUAACGUCGCGCUACUUGGGCCAUGGAGGGGAGGUCAAUUGCAUUUCCGUGAGCGAAGGAGAUCCCAAUGCGUUCUUGACUGCGUGCAACGAUGGCGUCGUGAGGUUGUAUGACGUGCGCGAGUCUCUUCCGCGUCUUUCAUUCAAUGCCGGUGCCGGGUCGGACCCUUGUGACACUGCUCUAUAUAUCCACGUUGAGGGUGUUCCUUUCGUCAUCUCUAGUAGCCAUAGGUUGGAGUCCAUCAAGGUCUGA
This is a messenger RNA of Heterobasidion irregulare TC 32-1, 1407 nucleotides long. RefSeq lists its product as uncharacterized. The record is from RefSeq and is a predicted model, not a curated record. Lineage: Eukaryota; Fungi; Basidiomycota; Agaricomycetes; Russulales; Bondarzewiaceae. Gene Ontology annotation, molecular function: protein binding. The coding region runs from base 1 to 1407 and encodes 468 amino acids. The transcript has 5 exons.